AUGCUAGGAGUUAGCUUCGCCACCACCAUCACCAACCUACCCACCCUGCCGGUUCUAGCCCCCCCCCCCCCCCCCCUCCUUUAUUUACAUAUACCAAUGAACAGCCCACCAGAUCAAGAGAAUGCGGCUGAACAGCAACUCGUCCGGGUUUCUUUUCAACAACGUCAGGUCGAACGAUCAAACACCAUCCCGACUUUUGCACGACACAUACACUGCUUUCGACUACAACACCCGCUGCAGGGCACACCGCCGUCGGGAGGGAAACCAAAACGGGCGAGAUUAACCGACCAAGCCAAGGAAAAGGUACUGGGCGUGAGAAGACAGGGUGCUUGCUUGCGGUGUAGGAUGCUCAAGAUUGAGGUUUGUAAUCCCUGCCAAGCCUGCCUCACCUCGGCCCUCAAGGGGACAGAGAGAAAAGUCCUCAGCUGGAGCUACUGCAUCCGGACGAGGUUUGUCGACGUUGACAUUUUUCAGGUUCAGUCGGGACCACAGAAGAUGAGGACAGAAACCCUGAUGCUCAAGAUGGGCGCUUUGCUCGGGAGGAUUGCACAGCCGGCCGAGUUUGCCAGUCUCGACGAGCCGUCUUUCAACCAAAAGAUUACGAGGUGGUUGCUGGAUGAAGCAUAUACAGUGCCAGAACUUCAAGGAGGAAGUAUGGUGGCCGGCAUGUGUGCGAAUCUGCUAGGGUUGUCGUUCGCCUCGGAGGACGGGUCAAAAAAGGAAACGGAGAUGGAGGAGCUGACGCAUGAUUUCCGGAGGUUUCUGAUGACUGCUUCGAUGCGGUAUUCGAACUUUGAGUCCAAGUUGGCGGGCAUGGUCACAAAACAGGAGGCUUGGACAGCAGGGACAAUGUCGGGGUCGAGAAUGCUGUUGGCGUUGGAUAAGCUACUGACACCACAGUACCUGGGGAAGCUGUCGAGAGAAAGCUGCCAGGUUCUGUUCCUGGUCGUGCUGGGAGCUGUGUUGGGGGUUGGUUACUCGAGCAAGAGCAUGGGGCAAGAGAUGGAGCGACAACCCGAGGCUGGCAUGCAGGUGGAAGAUUGGGAGUUUCAGCAGAGCCCGACACUUUGGCUGGCGAUGCGGGACCACUUGUGCCAGAUGCUGGCCCAUCACCUGAUCUAUCUCGGCGGUUUGCUCGGCAUCAAGAUGGACACGGAAAUGGAGAGAAGAGUGAUUGAAUGGGCCGGUAAAGGGUGGGGGAGGAUCACACCAACUUUGCUCGGGGAAACGGAUGGGUCCCAGGCCAAAGGGUAUGUUUGGGGCCACGGAAUCUUGACGCCACCAAGCGAGGAGAUGCAGGGAAUCGAGCGCAGUAGCAGAGGAAAGAUGGCGGACUCGAACCCCGUGUAUUGGGACGAGUCAACACCGAGAGCGGAACGGCCUUUUGAACCCCCACCGCCUCUGGUUGCUGUGCCUUUUGACUCUGAAAUCUCACAAUUCCAGAUCGAAAGCUUGUACAGCUGGGAUCAGAACCCGACAUCCUAUCUGGAGAUGGACAUGCCAUCUGCCGAGCCAGAGAGCUAUGAUCGACAGUCCCAGCCCGUGCAUUAUUCAAAGGAUCUAGGGAAUCAAAUGGGAUUCCCCUUGAGAGCAAACACCGAGCCAUGUUACAAAACUCCAAGUAAGAAAAUGCUGCUUUUUGUCCCCAGAGAAAAGAGAAAUGUUGACCAAGAAACAGGCUUUGAACAAACAAGAGGAGUCAAGAAGAGGAGGACAAUGUGGAUUGUUAGGACGGUCGAUACCGGUCCGGAAUACGGGAGAAUCAACGUGUAUGCCAAGUUGAGGGGACAUGGGCGAAACGGGAGAGCGGAUUUUUCUAGCUUGGAGACCUUUACUGGAUUUGUUUAA
Podospora anserina S mat+ is the source of this 1848-nucleotide messenger RNA. RefSeq lists its product as uncharacterized. NCBI's taxonomy places the organism in Eukaryota, Fungi, Ascomycota, Sordariomycetes, Sordariales, Podosporaceae. The transcript is spliced from 2 exons. The coding region runs from base 1 to 1848 and encodes 615 amino acids. The record is from RefSeq and is a predicted model, not a curated record.